CUGCCACAUAGGGAGGGCUUGGAGCUCUGUUCGGUCGCUGUUUUUAUCAGCACGCUGUCGGUUCUCCCACAUAAGGAAGUUAUUGCUGGCACUUCUUGGCCUCUCGUUGGUCGAAUGAAUAGACCACGUGAAUUCGACCAAUGAGGAGUCAAGAAACAGCAGCAUGCUGGCAGCCUGCUGAUUAAAAAAACUGACCGAUUACCGAACAGUACCCAGAAGACAGAUGACGUCACAGGGUGUGAAGGUUUUGUCGAUUUUAUAGACACUGCUGUGCAGCAAAUAAUCUUGUUUAGGCUCUAAUGGAUAAGCGAGCCCAAAGGUUAAUAUCAAACUGCCUUAGAGACAAAAAUUCUCGAAGGCAAGUAUUGACGAAGAUUGGCAGACACCCUCUGACGUUAUCUUUCAAGAUCACCGAUGUAAACAAACAGCUAGCUGAGGUGCCACCACGGACGAGACGCUGUAGUGGCUAGCCUGUAGCCACGGGUAUCGGUGACUCCGCUGCUGCUGCGGACAACUGGACACAAUGCCGAGCGAGGAGCGCCGUCACAAGGAGCGGCUGCUGGUGCGCUCUUACCGGGACCAGCUGACUGCUCUGGAGGCGGCUCAGCAGGACGGUCUGGCCGACAGGAGCCUGCAGCAGCGGCUGGACGAGGCGGAGACCCUCUACCGGAAAUGUGAGCUGCCCGAGUCGACGGUGGCAGAGGUGGACGGCCAGCUGGUGGCUCAGCUGUCGAGCGAGCUGUCACGCAGCGUCCGCAACGCCAGCGCCGGGCCCAUCACCUUCCAGCCGGCCGACUUUGCCGCUCGCCUGUCGGCGGCUGUCAACCAGGAGGAUUCACUGACGCCCAACGCCUGGGCUGGCUUGGGCCGGCUCACGGCGAAUCUGCUGGGGCCCUGUCCCGGGCUGCAGCUGCUCAACGGAACGCUCGGAGUGCCCAACGCGCCGCCAGCCGAGCGCAAGCAGCGCGCGCCGCGCGCCCGUCCCAACGCGCUGUCGGCUGCUGUGGCGCCCGACAAGGUCGUGGAGGUGGCCGAGCCAGGCGCCACGCCUCAGCAAAUCAACAGACUGGAGUCGACGUUGAAAGCGCUCUACAGACGCCUGGGGAAGCCCAUCAGCUUCUUCGAGUUCGCGUACCACCCAACAGACUUCGGCGUCACUGUGGAGAACAUUUUUCACGCGUCCAUUCUAGUAAAGAUGAAAAAGGCCCGGCUGUACCACAAGCACGGACUACCCGUACUGGAGCCAGUGUCGGGUGGAGCGGCCCCAGCCGGUGGCGAUGCCGCAGGGGACAAACAUCAGAUGCUGUUCAGAAUCGACCACGAAUCAUGGCGGCGCAUCGUGAAGGAGUUCGGCAUCAAGAAGGCGCUGAUCCCGCCUGCAGAGGGGCGCCAAUAGGGCGGCCCCUGGCGCCGUCGGCACUUGGUCUGACGGUGUUGGUUGAUGCCCGGGUAUCAAAGUGCGCUGGACGUUACGCGUAUGUUGAUGCUUUCUGGUCGUGUUUUCAUUGAGCGGCGUGACAUGUGAUUAGUCGAACCGUAGAACAAGUGCCUUUUGAGAUGAGCUGCCAAUGGCAGAAGCCAUCAUGUAAGUGCAUUGUGAAACUGCAUUGCAUUUUGCUUGAGUACAAAUGAAGUUUUCAUAUUCAUCAUGCAACUGAAUAACCAUUUAGAAUAUGAUUAGGGAAAUUAACCUUACUGCUGCGGCAAUGAAAUCGCUUGAAUUUAAAAGAUCAAACAUUUGUAGAAGAUCACGAUUUCUCUAUAGAUUCUUGACUUUUUAUUCUAACUUUUUUGGUUAUGGGAGGUUCUUAUUUUCUUAAACUCUAAAAUUAUGCUUGAAAUGUCUCACAAUUGUUAUCAUUUUUUGCGAGGUUUGGUUAUGAUCAGUGUCAGAAAAAACGUUUAUGAAAAUGGUCUUUCAGUUGCAUGAUGAUAUGUAAUUGGGCCAUCUUAAGUGGGUUUGCUACAUCGUAUUACAGGUGGCACAACCGUUGUAUCUGUUUUACGAGUAUCUACUGCUAAAGUGGCGAGCUUUUUCAUAGUUUCUUCACUUAGUCAUGUGUUGAUUUGGGCAAGCAAUGAUUUUACUUGCCUUUUGUGUAAUUGUAUAUAUGUGUUUUAGCUUAUCAUUCCAGACAUGCGAGGGCUGCAUUCAUUUCCAUUUAAGAAAAUGUUAUGUUAGCCAUGUUGCUGUUUCAUUUAUAAUACACAGUGUUGUUUUAA
Molecule: messenger RNA, 2223 nt
Organism: Amphibalanus amphitrite
Lineage: Eukaryota; Metazoa; Arthropoda; Thecostraca; Balanomorpha; Balanidae
Product: non-structural maintenance of chromosomes element 4 homolog A-like
Exons: 2
Coding region: 524-1396 (290 amino acids)
Biological process (GO): DNA repair
Cellular component (GO): Smc5-Smc6 complex; nucleus
Source: RefSeq, a predicted model, not a curated record